This is a messenger RNA of Impatiens glandulifera, 735 nucleotides long. Its product is annotated as RING-H2 finger protein ATL78-like. The transcript has a single exon. The coding region runs from base 79 to 735 and encodes 218 amino acids. Lineage: Eukaryota; Viridiplantae; Streptophyta; Magnoliopsida; Ericales; Balsaminaceae. Gene Ontology annotation, biological process: protein ubiquitination. Gene Ontology annotation, molecular function: transferase activity. The record is from RefSeq and is a predicted model, not a curated record.
UAUAUAUAGUGCUUAGGCUACUUGAAACUACUUGACUUAUGUGUUUACCCAUCCAGCUUCCUCCAAACCAAAACCGAAAUGCCUGCUUACAUUUCUUCUUCAGCUACAUCCAACCAUUUUCAUUCAAGAAGACUGUUACUUCAGCCCACUCUUCAUCAUCCUCGAGCACAAGCAAAUUACGAUUCAGUCCCUGUUAACGAUCAAGAGCCUUCGGGCAAAGGAAACAUUGACACUAAUGUUGUCAUGAUCCUUUCGGUCCUCUUAUGUGCCUUAGUAUGCUCCUUGGGCAUCAAUUCAAUCGUAAAAUGCGUUCUUAGGUGUUCAAGUUUGAUAUCUUCUAGUUCAGGACACGGAGUUGGCAGCUCAUCCCAUUUUGCCAACACGGGUGUCAAGAAAAAAGCGCUCAAGACAUUCCCCAUUAUGAGUUACUCCGUUGGAUUAAAGACACCAAGCAUGGACGAUGAUUGCGCCAUUUGCCUAUCGGAGUUCACACCGGGAGAGCGAGUCAGAGUCAUGCCCAAGUGUAACCACGGCUUCCAUGUUAGGUGCAUAGACAAAUGGCUCAAUUCUCAUUCUUCAUGUCCUACUUGUCGGCACUCUCUGAUUGAUACGUGCAAAAAAAUUGAUCAACACAUAUUAGCACCAAUCACUCAAUCAUUCUCCCCGAUUGAAGAACGAACCGAGAGAAUAGCUCCUCUUGAACCGGAAGGCAUGGUAAGAAAUUAUAGAGCAUAG